Molecule: messenger RNA, 1062 nt
Organism: Rhizopus microsporus ATCC 52813
Lineage: Eukaryota; Fungi; Mucoromycota; Mucoromycetes; Mucorales; Rhizopodaceae
Product: peroxisome membrane protein
Exons: 6
Coding region: 1-1062 (353 amino acids)
Biological process (GO): peroxisome organization
Cellular component (GO): peroxisomal membrane
Source: RefSeq, a predicted model, not a curated record
AUGAAGUAUUUCCAGUUGUAUGAAGAGUUCUUGAUCAAAAAUGCCUCCCAAAUAACAAGCAUUGAGUCCUCCUUACGAUCCUUAACUUUUAUCUUGCCUGGUCGCUUCCAAGACGCUGAGCUUGCCUCACAAGCACUAUACGCCGCGCUUAACUUGGUCGAUCUAUAUCACAAUUCGAUCAUACGAAAGGCCAUACUUGCUAGACGUGACCAAGUGGAAGAAUCAGCAUUCAACAAGUACAUUCACUUUUGGUCUUCUCGCUCCAACUUGAAUGCAACAGCGUCUAGUUUACUUUCUGUCAUCCUUUAUACCCAAGUUUUGAUAGAAAUGGCCGUAUUAAAGAAAUAUGGCAAGAAGAGGCAGUGGGAGUGCAUUGCAUAUCUAGAAGGCCUCAAGGUAAUGUUGAGACUCUUUAUCUUUCAAACAACAGGUCAACGCAUGACCCUUUCUCCACCUCACUUACAACGCGAUAUUGACCCUCAGGCGCUGGCAAUUCAACCACAAGAGGAUAAUGAAACUUGGGUUGGAAAACGAACAGGCAUCCGUGUGAAACGAAUGAAAGACUGCUUUCAAACAAACUCAAAGAAUACGGAUGUCACUGACUUUUUAUUGUCCAGAAAGUUGACAGCAGAUAUGGUACGAAAACCCGAUCAGAUGGUGACUGUUCAAAAGAAUAUAUCUAAACUAGGAGAACUGAUGUAUAUCCUUCGACCCCUUAUUUAUGUGAUGGCGAUUUUGAAGUGGGGUAAAAGAUCUUGGAGACCUUGGAUCAUGUCAUUAGCGAUUGAACUGUUAUCACAGGCAACAUUAAAGGCAGGAUAUAGAGCGACAAGUGGCCGCACAAGGAUGAUGCCACUAGAGAAGGAUGAGUUUCAUCGACGUCGAAGAUUGUUGUUGCUCAAUGUCAUGCGAGGUAUCUUUUACUUAAAGAUUACUCGACCUCGUCUGGAGAGCUUCUGUAAUCGAACAGAAGACAAGCCUAUCUUGUCCUUGGCUUCAAAUAUUAUUCGUGAGUAUUUACCAUUGUGGCAAGACAUUUACUUUUAUACUUCUGCCUCUUAA